AUGUCGGAGGGUGGAGAUAAAAUUGAAAAGCUGCCUAGCGGAUCUGCUCAGGAAGAAACUACAUUGAAAACUGACAUGGCCAAUUCCUCUGAAGAGGUUUUGACAAAAGAGCAGGAGGGUACCUCAAUGGCGCAAAACUCGCUGGACACCAGAAAAGACGACAGUAAAUCGAGCCCAGAACCGGAAUCUUCAAGUGACUCCUCUGAUGAUGAAGAAGACGAGCCUCCGCUUCUAAAGUAUACUCGGCUCAAUCAACUACCGCCCAACUUUUUCAAAAAAGAUCCCAUCUCCGCAAGUGUAUUUCAUGAUAAUGUUUUUGCUUUCGGAACCCAUUCUGGAUUGAUACUAUUAACUAAUCCAGACUUCUCGGUAAUCCGAACUUUCAAAGCUCACCGAGCGUCUAUUUUAUCUCUUUACACGGAUGGGGUAUGGUUUGCAAGUGGGUCUAUGGAUGGAACAAUCGUAAUUGGAUCCGUUGCAGACGGUAAUGAUAUCGUGAUGUUCGACUACAAACGGCCAAUACAUGCUGUCAUUUUGGAUAAAAACUACCAGCGGACGAGGGCUUUUAUAUGUGGAGGAAUGAGCGGACGAGUUGUAUAUUCGUCCAAGAAUUGGCUUGAUCAACGUGUGGAAACAGUGUUGGACCAAGAUAAAGGUCCAAUUGUGGCCAUUCAGAUGAUUGACGAUUUAGUUCUAUGGAUGAAUGAUGUUGGUAUUACUGUUUACCAUACGACAACUCGCCAAGUCAUUUCAGUAAUUGAAAAGCCAGAGAACUCCUUCAGAAGCGAUUUGUAUUGGCCCAGAAUUUCCUUCCCAGAAACCGAUCGUCUCCUCAUUGCAUGGGGAAACUAUAUUUGGCUACUCCGUGCUUCAAUCAAAGGACCUAUGAAUUCAGCGUCUGGCGCAGGCUCGUCAGUUAAGAGCAGGAUUCUUCCUAGUGCAGCUUCCCUCUCUUUUAGAUCACUGCAGGAGAAAAAAAUAGAAGUGGAACAUAUGUUCAAAGUUGAUUAUCUCAUAUCAGGAAUUGCCAGCUUCAAGGAUGACCAGUGGAUUGUUUUAGCGUAUAAUCAAACGGAGCGAGAGCAGGAAACAGGAAAAGCAAUUCCACAAAAUCCAGAUAUCAAGAUAUUGAGCUCUGUUGACGGGUCAACACACGAUGAAGAGGAAAUCGGCUUCAAUUUUACUGAGCAUUUGGGUCUUAAUGACUAUAAUUUAGGUGUUCACAUCGGACCUAAAUCUACACGCUUUUUCGUCAUAAGCGCAAGGGGCGGUGUUAUAGCGGAGCAAGUUCAACUCGAUGAUAGGCUUGCGUGGUAUUUGGAAAAACAUAGAUUCUUCGAAGCAUGGUCUAUGAGUCGAUAUCUAGUUUCUCCAACGCAACGACUAGAAUAUGGUAUUAAACACUUGCGGUCUCUUGUCGCAUCUGAACAAUGGGAAAAGGCCACUGAUUGGACUAAAUCAUUGCUCAAUGUCAACACAGACGACUUUCCCCUAACAGAUACGAGAAGUACAAUAGGCACCAAAGUUUCUAGGGUGCUGGAAGUCGAAGAACGAGAAGCAUUCAUUAAAGUAGUUCGGCUGCAAUGGGAAAAGUGGAGUGAAGUAUUUUUAGAAGCCGGGAAAGUGCAACAGCUUUCUUCGAUUAUUCCAACAGAUCCGCGGUGGACUUUGAACAAAUCAAUUUACUCACGCAUACUAAAACAUUGGUUAAAUACAUCUUGCGAUCAUGCUAUUUCCCUUCUUCAAGCAUGGGACUUGGAACUAUAUGAUACGAAAGAUGUUACCACAAGCAUAGAAAGUCUUUUGGAGGAGAAUCCUGAUAACCGGUCAUUGAGAGCCGAAUUAUGUCGGAUUUAUCAAAAGUCUUUCGAACCGGCAAAAGCAGUGAAUCAUUUAUACAUCUUGAAAGAUCCAAAUAUUGUUGGGUUCUUAGAAGAAAACCAUAUUUUGCCUAAUUUUAUUGCAGAUGUUCCGAAAUUUGCUAGGCUCAGAUUUGAGAAAGGCUCGGAUAUUGAACGACUUCCGAUUUCGAAGAUCAAAACUCGUCUUGAGGAUAUCGUUAAGAUUUUGGCCGAUAAACGGAAUGAGAUUCCACCAAAGAAUGUUCUCCAACUCAUGUUUGAGAACCACCUAGAUAUUAUCAACUACUUUUACAUCGAAGAGCUUAUUCGAAUUGAUGAGUUGUUAGUGAAAGGAUUUGAAAAUGAGAGAAUCCAGCUUUACUCGCAUUAUAACAGGCCCAAGCUCUUUCCAUUUUUAACUAGCAACCAAAACUAUGAUAUUUCGAAAGCCAUAGAAAAUAUGUGA
Clavispora lusitaniae ATCC 42720 is the source of this 2307-nucleotide messenger RNA. RefSeq names its product Vps41p (gene VPS41). Lineage: Eukaryota; Fungi; Ascomycota; Pichiomycetes; Serinales; Metschnikowiaceae. Gene Ontology annotation, biological process: intracellular protein transport; protein targeting to vacuole; cellular response to starvation. Gene Ontology annotation, cellular component: late endosome; HOPS complex. Gene Ontology annotation, molecular function: protein binding. The record is from RefSeq and is a predicted model, not a curated record.